Molecule: messenger RNA, 2178 nt
Organism: Pelobates fuscus (common spadefoot toad)
Lineage: Eukaryota; Metazoa; Chordata; Amphibia; Anura; Pelobatidae
Product: homeodomain-interacting protein kinase 2-like
Exons: 12
Coding region: 1-2178 (725 amino acids)
Biological process (GO): peptidyl-serine phosphorylation; peptidyl-threonine phosphorylation
Cellular component (GO): cytoplasm; nucleus
Molecular function (GO): ATP binding; protein serine/threonine kinase activity; protein tyrosine kinase activity
Source: RefSeq, a predicted model, not a curated record
AUGACCGAUACUUAUAAAGUUUUGAAGCUCCUGGGCAGUGGUGCCUUCGAGGAUGUAGUAGAAUGUGAGAAACAUGAAACUGGCGAGAAAGUAGCCGUCAAAAUGCUCAAAAAAGGACUCCAUUCCUACGCAGAUGGUCUAGCUGAGAUAGACAUGCUGUUCCAGCUCAACAAGGAAAACCCAGACAAAUUCAAUGUAGUGAAAGCAUUCGAGUUUUUCAUGCAUGAGGAUCGCCUCUGCCUUGUAUUUGAGAUGCUGGAAAUGAGUCUGCUAGCCUUCAUGGAGCAAAAUGAAUUUUGCCCAUUACCUGUUAGGUACAUCCGCCCUAUCGUACAGCAGGUGGGCACAGCACUUGCAAAGCUGAAGAGUCUUGGAAUUAUCCACACAGACUUAAAGCCAGAGAACAUCAUGCUGGUGGACACGUCCAGGCACCCAUUUAAGGUCAAGGGGAUCGACUUUGGAUGUGCAUUCCACGUGUCCGAGGCAGAAUGCUCCAGUUAUCUGCAAACAAGACCUUAUAGAGCUCCUGAAAUUAUCCUGGGAUUACCAUUCUGGGAGGCUAUAGACAUGUGGUCUUUGGGCUGCAUCACGGCAGAGCUGUUUACAGGAUGGAUGCUAUAUCCCGGAGGAAGCGAAUAUGAUCUGAUCCGAUUCAUCACCCACACUCAGGGAUUGCCACCUCAAGGCAUGCUGAGCAGAGGAACAAAGAUGGAUUAUUAUUUUAAUAGAGACAUGGAUUCCUCGCACUUAUCAUGGAGAUUGAAGACUGUCAGAGAAUACAGACGUGAGACUGGAAUGUAUCCUGCAGAAAACAGGAAAUACAUCUUCAACUGUCUUGAUGACAUGAUGCAGAUACAUUUACCAUCAGAGAAUGAGAGCAGUGACAUACUGGUGGAGAUGGCAGACAUAUGGCAGUGUCUGGACCUGAUAAAGCAGAUGCUUACUAUGGAUCCAAACAAGAGGAUAACUCCGAUGGGAACUCUUGGCCAUGCCUUCAUCACAAUGGCUCAUCUAGAGAACUUUUCACAGAGCUCAUAUGUAAAUCCCUGCCGUCAGACAAUGGAGAUCAGCAAACAGCAGGUAAGACUCUACUUAAUACAGGAAGUGUGUCAGGUUCCACCAGAAAUGGGCACCGAGGAUCGGGAUGAGGACUAUAAAACACCUCAGGAAGAAGAAGAUCCAAAUAAGAAGAUAAAAGUAUGUCAGGUUCCACCAGAAAUGGGCACCGAGGAUCAGGAUGAGGACUAUAAAACACCUCAGGAAGAAGAAGAUCCAAAGAAGAAGCAUGCAGAGGCUCCUAAAUUUGCAAACCAGGUGGGUAUAAUAAGUGACAUAUCUAACCAAACUGAGGAUGAGCCCCUGGAAACGUACAAGAUCCCCCCAGCAGCCGAAAUGGAGACCCAAGACCAGCAGGAAGUGUGUCAGGUUCCACCAGAAACGGGCACCGAGGAUCGGGAUGAGGACUAUAAAACACCCCAGGAAGAAGAAGAUCCAAAGAAGAAGAUAAAAGUAUGUCAGGUUCCACCAGAAAUGGGCAUCGAGGAUCAAGAUGAGGACUAUAAAACACCUCAGGAAGAAGAAGAUCCAAAGAAGAAGCAUGCACAGGCUCUUAUAUUGGCAAACCAGAUGGGCAUAAUUAGCGAAAUAUCAAUCCAAACUGAGGAUGAGCCCCUGGGAACGCUCGAGAUCUCCCCACCAGUCGAGAUGGAGAUCCAAGGCCAGACCCCAUCAAAGCUGCGUCUCCAACAGCAUCGACAAGAGGUUCGAGUCAAUGGACAAGUAGCCCAAGGGUUACGGGACACAGGCACUACCAUCACUCUGGUCCAGCAACAUUUGGUCAAGCCAGAGAAUUUUUCCAACCACACUGUUGCUCUACGAGUAGCCAGAGGAGCUGUAUUCCGCCUCCCAACUGCCCGUGUCCACCUGAAUUGGGGUACCGGAUUUGGCAUGGUCACAGUAGGGAUCAUACACAACAUGCCUGCCAAAGUCCUAUUGGGCAAUGAUAUUGGACCCUUGACUUCAGCCUAUCUACCUACUCCAGCCGCUAAAGCCUGUCCAGUGGCUACCCGUUCACAGGCUCGCCCCAUGGAGAACCGUUCACCAGGCCGGGAGACCCAGGUGAUUACUGAUUAUCGUCAUACGCCACAUCAGCGUUCAUUUUCAUACAGUAACAGAUGA